AUAGCCCACAGCAAAGAUAAAAAAACAGUUUUGCGAUUGGCACCAAACCAAACGCACAAGUAAGGUGGUGGUAUUGGUCACCACCGGGUACAGCCUGCGCCCUUCCCAUUCCACCCACCUUCCCAAUUAGCAAAACAAACUAAAUUAUAAAUUAAUAAAUAAAUAAAUUAAGGAUUUUCUUCUCGAAUAUACUCCCUCUCCCUCUGCUAUCCUCUUCUCCAUUAUCCACAACAUCCAACCCUCAACCAAUCUCAAUUUCCUCAGAUCUAUGCCGUUUUCAUUGCUUUUACUCUCUCGUCGUUUCGAUCUACCCUUUGCCGUUUCCGUUUAGAUCCCAUGAUGUCACAUUAGAACCUAACCCAUUGCCUAAGAAACGGAACACACGGAAUCUUCUCAGAUUCUUUUUUCGCGUUUCUUAGCGUUUUCUUCACUUCCAAACAAACCAAAAAUAUAGAGUAGAGGAAAUUCUUCCUUAGUGUGCACACUCUCCGAUUGAUCGGUUAUUGAAACCCCCGCACGCGCGGCGCGUAUGGAUUUGGACGAUUUCCGAUCCAUAUUGGAGACUGCGGGCGUCGACGUGUGGUUGUUCAUCGACACCGCAAUCACCGUCGCGUCCUUGGAUUACGCCGCCGAAUUGAAACACCGCCGAGAUGGAAUCGUCGAGCGCCUAUACGCCGCCACGACGGCUCCUCCGCGAUGCCGGAAUUGCGAAGGUAACAAUCGCCUCAUGUCCAACGGUCACCAAGUGAAGAAACAGAGCAGCCCUAGCCCUAGCCCUGAACGACAACGACACCAGCCCCGUGGCAAUUCCUCUCCCGCAACGCCGCAGUCUCUGGAAAAUGACAAAGACAACGGCGACGACGACGAUGAAGAGGUAGAUCCUUACGGUGGUUUGUUCGAUGACGAGCAGAAGAAGAUUCUAGAGAUUAAAGAGCAACUCGAAGCUCCUGACCAGUCCGAAGAUUCGUUGGUAGAGUUGCUACAAAAUCUUGCGGAUAUGGAUAUUACAUUUCAAGCGUUAAAGGAGACUGACAUCGGGAGGCACGUGAAUCGGUUGCGGAAGCAUCCUUCCAAUGACGUUCGGCGAUUGGUGAAGCUCCUUGUCAGGAAGUGGAAGGAAAUUGUGGAUGAAUGGGUGAAGUUGAAUCCACAGGGAAGAACCAACACUCUCAUGGCUGAUGGAGACUCGCCUCUGCUGAAAACCAGCCAAAAUGGGCAUCAUCAGAUUCCUGAUUUUGCAUACUCGCCAAAUCCACACAAUGGGAGCUCUGGGUCAGACCGUAACAACUCAUCAGAAGCAGAACACAAACCAAAAGUAAUUCCCCGCAGUGAAGCUCCGCCAAAACCCACGCCAUCACCAUCAGUUUCCACCCCUGCUUUCGCCUCUCAAAAUAGACAGAGGGAACACAGAGAGAGCAAUUUUGACGCGGAGAGACUUGCUUCUGCCAGAAGACGGCUUCAAGAGAACUACAAAGAGGCUGAAAAUGCCAAAAGGCAAAGAACGAUUCAGGUGAUGGACAUCCAUGAGUUACCGAAAUCAAAACCCAAGAAUGCCUUCUUUGGAAAGAAUAAAGGUGGCGGUAGUUCUCAGGGAAGGCACUGGUGAUACAUGUUCCAAUGUUCGUGCAUGUAAAAAGGCUUGUGAGGGUGCCGGAUAAAGUCCUAAACCCUUGUUCAUCCAUGUGGAAUUUUCAAACCUAUUUUUUCUGGUGCCUUUUUGUUUAAAUUAAUAAUAAUCGAAGAAAAAAAAACUCCUCAAUAUUUUGGGUUUUUCUUUUUGAAAGGGUACCAUCAAACCCGCUUUUGUCGGUUUGUUGAGGAGCACGUGAUUUCAGGAAUCGGGAUAGAGAUGGGACGAGGGGUAGGGCUGAAAAGGUUUUUCCUUAAAGACAUAAAACAUCGUUUUUUUUAAGGUCGAAGUUUGAAUUUUAGUACAUUAGGUUUAAUGGACGCCAUUUUCUAUUAACUGCAUUUAGUCCUUCUCUUGAAGAAAAACAGCAAACGGAAGUCAAGAAGUGAUCAUACUUAACGAUUUUACUCCGGGUGGGUGGCAAUUUAGUUGCCAUUGCAAUCAAUUAUAGGGUUUUGGGUCAUAAUCAUAGGAAGAUGACGUGUACACAACUAGUUAAGAGUUCGGAUCCUUUGCCGUAAAAUGCACAGUAUUUAAUUCAGUACACUAAAUAAUUGACAACCUUUUGUUUCAUAGACCAAGCACAUCAAAUGGGAAAAACCUCAGAUUGAAACACUUCAAAUUAUACGAUUAGCCAUUUAUUAGUCAUGUCGAGACACACAUAAGGUGUCUUAUUACGCCAAUUUGGCAUUCUUACAGUCUUAUUUCCCUUUUAUGCAAGCAAGUUGAAUUUAAUGUGAUGAGGUACAUGUCACGUAGUUUAUGGCCGAAUACUUCGUUCACCGGAUCAAAUGUUAACACAGCACAAAAACCUAUCUUUUUUCCUUUGUCAAAACAAAUCUUUCUUAAAAUGCUUUUUCUACGUGGGCUGCUCUUUUUGGGCUAUGUACUUUAUGGUCAUUUGCGCUUUGGGCUGCUCUUUUUAGCCGUUGAUGAGGAAAGUUAGCAAAUGGUUGUUAGUUUGCGCCAGAAGGUUGUUGAUUAAGCUACUCAAUACUCUAUACCUAGGGUAGUGGGUUAGGAAAAUGGGUAGCAGAGUUUUAGGCCAAAUAAUUGCUUUAUGCAUAUUAUAUAAGUUGCAUUUGUCUAUAUUGUAACGAAAAAAGGGUCAACCAAUUAAACCUUACAACAACUUAUCAUUAACUUUACUUCCAUUUGCAAG
Abrus precatorius (Indian licorice) is the source of this 2792-nucleotide messenger RNA. RefSeq names its product probable mediator of RNA polymerase II transcription subunit 26c. Gene Ontology annotation, cellular component: nucleus. The coding region runs from base 530 to 1606 and encodes 358 amino acids. The transcript is spliced from 9 exons. The record is from RefSeq and is a predicted model, not a curated record. NCBI's taxonomy places the organism in Eukaryota, Viridiplantae, Streptophyta, Magnoliopsida, Fabales, Fabaceae.